GCGGUGUUACAACCUCGGGCUUAACAGCGCUGCUCCCACCCUAAUCGGUGGUUAUUGAGGCGCAAGACAGGCAAUACCAUUCAGUUACUCUGCGGCGGCAGACGGCAGGGAAGAUGCACUGCCAGGCGCACUUAUGGCAGGUCGCAAUGUUGAAGGACAGGGAGUGGUUAGAGGGAGAGAAUGGGUGGUGGCAUUGAACCAUGUCUCACAUCUUGAAAGCGUUGAUGCCAUCCAUCCCCAGAGGAAGAAAAGGCGGCGGCGCGGUGGGACGAAAAAGUGCAUGCUUGUCGCUCUCAAUAGCGACAGGAAGUCAUUCAACGUUCCAACCCAUUGCAUUUGGGAACCACCUUUGUCUUGUGACAACAUUGGGCUAUCACUUCAUCAAGACAUCCUCAUUAAGACUUCCUCAUCUAGCAACAGCAGUUGCGUGCGCGGGUCUGCAGGCGAUGGCUCGGGGUGUGUGCACUCUUUCCUGUUCAGCAAAGCAAUACAUUGCGUGCCAAACUCAGGGCCUUCAAAGCACACCACUUCCUUGAAUGACGCACAACUGAGUUUGACCAAGCACUUUCCAUUGGAUGUCUGAUACCACUGUUUUGUGCUAUCGCAGCUAACACUUCAACUGGGAUUGGUCUGGCUGCAUCUGGACGUCAAUAUGACCCAUGCUUCGACCUCCGCUGCGUCAACAGAUUCACGGACUGUUG
Molecule: messenger RNA, 701 nt
Organism: Tilletiaria anomala UBC 951
Lineage: Eukaryota; Fungi; Basidiomycota; Exobasidiomycetes; Georgefischeriales; Tilletiariaceae
Exons: 1
Coding region: 134-583 (149 amino acids)
Source: RefSeq, a predicted model, not a curated record